AUGUCGGCAUCUUCCGUUUCAUGGACAGCUGAUGCAUCUGUGCGAUAUGAAAGGCUCUCGGCCGAAUAUUCUAAGUUACGCGCAAAUGCAGCUGUCCUAAAAAAUGGGGUCCUGGAAGAACGAGCGAAGGCGAAGAAAGCAGCAGAAAGUUUGAAGGAGGCUGAAACUGCGAUGCGGAAACUGAAGUCGGAAAACGAAAGCUUACUUUUUAGAAAUGAACAGUUAUCUAAACGAGUCGAAACGCUUCAAAGUGAACUUGAUGGUCGCGCUACGCAUAAGAAAGAUAAGCCCGCCAAGAAAGAGCGUCCAUCAUCUAAUGAGGUUGAACUGCAGUCUAAAAUAGUUCUGCUGGAAGAAGAAAUCCGCAACAAGAUGAGCCAGCACAUAUCCUUGGUCGACAAGAUAUCCGAAAUCGAACGAGCACAUGCAAGUGAGAUUGUAGAACUAUCGGAGAAAUUUGCUUUGCAAUUACACGAGCAAGGUAAAAACCCUGUGCAGGAUUCCGAAGUUACAAGUCCUGGACCCAUUGCUGAAGACGCACUUCUUGACAUCAAGAUUUCCACAGCGCCACCUCCCAAACCAGAAGUUUAUCGCUUGUGUUUUGAAAGUGCGAAGCACUGUGCGACUUCGAUGUCUACGUUCCUGCACUUGUACUCGGAACGGACACUUCUUUUUCCAUUUGACUCAAAUUUGGAGCAACUUCCACCUGCCAUCAGAAAGCUAUCCAUCGAUUUGAACGCCUGCUCGGUGGAGGCGCAUCGGGUCGCCGAGGCAUUCAAGGAGAUUCUGAUUCGCGAACAGUUUGACACAUUUGACGAGUUGAGUGAACUGAAAACGCCACUGCAAGAUUUUGCCACGUAUUUUGCAGCUCUGAAACCCGGAAUCCUGGAGCUAGAGAGGGCCGAAAAGCAAGGUCCUUGGAGCAAUGGUCACCUGGACAACCUAUCUGGAUGUUUCACCAUGGCAUGGGUUUCGCUUUCCGAGAAAUAUUCCCAAUUGCUCGCGGAAUUUUCUGCUGAUGGAACCACGAAGGUUUUCACGAAAAUCCGGGAAACGUGUGAGGCUGUAAAACAACUGCGUGAUGCUUUUUGUGGCCGCUGGCGGUUUGAAGAUCGGUUGCCGGUGGCGAGCAAGAAAUUUAAAUGUAUCGGAAGCGCCUUGUGUGAUUGUCUAUCUCAACUGGACCAGGAAAGCGCUCGUCUAAUGGCUCGAACAGAGACGGCACUUACGAUGCCGAUAUUGCAAGCAGAGCAACAAAAUACGGAAAAUGAAAACGAUUCAGACCCUCCAGUGCUCAAAAGCGAAGCUGGCCAAGACACGAUCACAACUCUUUCAAAACCAACAUUGAUCUGCAAGGUUCUACCUUCGCCUGCCUGCAAUAAUAAUGACAUCGCUUUCACUGAUUCAAGUUCAAUGAUUACGUGUAAAAAACAACGGCUAAGAAUUGCGGAGCUCGAAGCUGAUAGAGAGAAAUUAAUGGUCGAAAUCGCGCUUCUCAAGCGUAAGGCUGAAAUGGUUGUGGAAGAAGCAAGAAUGGUGGUCGUGCACGGAAUUUCCGACUCGAAUGGGAAAGUUCCCGCUUUCUCCGAUGAGGUGGAGGGUACGGCUUUGCGCCAGUUCUUCACUGACCGCUUCCGGGAAGCCUUUGGCAACCUCCAAGUCCAAAAGGACAAGGUGCUCUUCCUGAGUAACGAGUGUGCUGCGCUUUUGAAACGAGCCAGUUUGGCUGAAGCCGAUCGGAAGUUGAUCGAGGAUCGUCUGAAUGCUUCCGAGGCGCUGAGAAUGCUGGCAAAUGAUGAAUUGGAGACUGUCCGCCGUGGUUACGAGUCACAAAUGACCGAUCUAACCUCACAUAUGGCCGACCUUAACAAGAAAAUUGCCGGGCGUGAAGCAACCACUCCGACCGAUGAAUCAAGCACGUCGAGAGGGGGCCAUUCCGGUGAUCUCUGCCUUGCACUGCUUUCGUGCAUGAGCUUGAUGAUGGCAAGCGAUUUGUCUUCUACAGUCGACGGCCUCAUUUGCGGAUAUCUGCAACGGUCUAAGUACAACCGAACCUUGGCUGCAUUCCUGAAAGAAUCGCCGUGCUUCUCUGAAAAAGUUCCCGGCGUCAAAACAACUUUUGUCCACGACAAGCUCCAUGGACACACAUUGGAAUCGUUGAUUCAGGAGCUUGAAACGAUCGGCCCCGCUGCUAUUGAUAUCGCCAAGAAUGCACCGUCAUCGUUACAUGAGUUGCAGAAACACUUGAUGGAUGCUCUAUGCGUCGUGACAUCUUAUGGAAAGCCUCAGCCUCCCCGGCCUUCCUCAAGACAGCUUGUCCCCGAUGCAGAUACUGUAGCACUCCCGCUUUCUCAUCCACUGAGCAGCGAUGUUGUCAAGCUCGACGGCACGUCAGGGCACCCACCAAGUGCCGACAACGGAUUGCAGCAAAACCCGAAAAUAUCGCUCCCACUGGUGAACGAGGUCAUAAGCAACACACUAGGGCUUGCGCAAAAGUACCAAGCGAACCGGGGAGUUGAUGUGGGCGAUUUUGAGAAGACCCUAGAUCUAUACGAAUUGGCUUACCCUGAACUGGAGGAUCAACUUCUGCAGAACGCUUCCGUGGAUGACUUUACCUUUGACACGGAGAUGGUCACCUCAGCUAUUGAUUUGGACAUUCCGUUGCGAGAUGAACCAUGCAGUUCAAGCCAGUUUCCAACACAGAGCGCCCCCGUUGCUGCUACAACUCCACAGGCGGUGGUCAUCUUGCCGUCGUCCGCUACUACUACAACAACGAGCAAUGGAAUAAGGGAUCCGAUGCUGGAUCUUGUGAAAAAUCAACCGGUCCAAGAGGGCCUGGGAACAGCUCUUACGUCACGCCGGCGUAAGACAGUAUACAACCCGAAGAAAGAUUUUACCCCUCCCACCGCGAUUGAAGUCUUUUCUUCCAAUGUCCCGGCGAAGCCCAGCAAGCCAAACCAUCCUACUUCUUCGGAUGCGAACCGCGCCAGCAAUCCGACGGUGUCCGUUGUAACAUCGAAGAGCUCGGUGGCCCCAACGGCUGCUAUCCAUUUGGCUACACACGCCGUCGAAGUUCCUGCAGAAAUCCCAGCUUGGGACCGGUCGACGGAUAGAACGGCUCUAAAGCACAAGCCGGAGCAAUUGCUGAAACGCGGCGUUCCGCCUACCGGUACAAACGAAAUCAACGAUUUGUUCCUGCCCUCUUCUGACGAUGACGCCGAUGCCAUCUUGUCAGCCGCACCAAAGCGCCAGAAAAGGAAGGAUAGUCCUAUCCGGAAGCCCGAGAAUCAGCCCAGUUCCUCGAAGAACCGUCCGCACUCGCCGACGCCCAGUCGCCAACCUUCACGAAGCCAAACCUCAGCCAGUACAUCAAGGUCCAGUGAAUCAAGAUCCAAUUCUGAUGGUCGUUCUUCGCUUGGAUCGUCUUCUUCGAGGCGCCGGGAACACGUGGAAGCCGGUGCUGGACGGGAAAAAGCCGGUCAUUCGAAUGAUACACUUCCCAAGCCGCUGGAUUCGACUCACAAGAGAAAUUCGACGAAUGGUGCCGAAAAAUCAACCCAUGUUCCUGUCGCUGUUAAGGAUAGGACGCCCAUUCGACCAGGAGACUCCAAAAAUGAGAUCUCGCGCGAAAAUCCAAAGCGCCCAGAUGGCCUCUACCAGAAAGAAUCGACUUCGAAGGACAGGAAUGAGAUUGGUCGAACCACGGCAGACCCGCGAGACAGUCGAAGAACCAUCCACGUCCCCGAGAAGCACCCGCAGAAUCAUGCAACUUCCAAUACCGAAGAGACGAGCAGGCGUGGAAGUAUCGAGGCAGAACAAGGCCGAGAUCCACGCCGCGUAAACAUGCAGGAGCCGACUACUCCCGAUCUAGAGCAAAAGAAACAAGAAAGGGCUGCCAGGGACAGUGCGGCGUUGUUGAAGGCGCUGAACGAAUUUUCCAAGACUCAACCGAUGAAGCAUAGCGCCUCGCAAAAGAAAGAGACCGAGAAACAGCCGUUCCUCAAUGCUCGAGAGGAGCUAGCGAGGCGUAGCAGGAUGCUAUUGCAACCGCCGCCAUUGCGUCAAGAGAGCCGGAAAGAGAAUGUUUACCAAGAUAUCUCGGUCGGCUACACGACGAGGUCAUCAAUGAUUGCAAAAUCCAACUUGGGACUUUACACGCUUCCAUCAAGGCUAAUCGAUGCCAGCAAUAAAAAACCGGGUACCGCCGAGCAAGCGUCAACAAGCGCGCCAAACCCUUCGCUCGUGUCAAGAAAACCAAGAGAUCCGCGGCUCGAAGAAAAUCACACGGUAUAUGAGGAAGGCGAAUACUCGAGAAGCAGUCUGGACUCCGACAACUCUCUCGGCGGUGCCAAACCGAAU
This is a messenger RNA of Mesorhabditis spiculigera, 4359 nucleotides long. The record is from the annotation of a GenBank genome assembly. NCBI's taxonomy places the organism in Eukaryota, Metazoa, Nematoda, Chromadorea, Rhabditida, Rhabditidae.